UGUGUUAAAAAACUUAAAAUUAAUCAAGUCUGUUGUCAAUAUAAAACAAAUUAAAAAUGUCAUCAAAACAAGGAGUUAAAAAAUUCAAGUGGUCACUUGAUUUUACCCACAAAAACAAACAUGAUAGAAAUACAGAGCUACAAAAUCCACCAGGUUAUACACCGUCAUUGGCACUGUCACACAAUAUGGAAAAUUCACGUGAAAAUGACUCAAAUCAUUUGAUAAUUAAAAAAUCAUGGGAUUUAGCACUGGGUCCAAUAAAACAAGUACCAAUGAAUUUGUUUAUUAUGUUUAUGGCUGGUAAUUCAAUAUCAAUAUUUCCAAUAAUGAUGGUUGGAAUGUUGAUUAUUAGACCAGUUAAGGCAUUAUUUACUGUCCAACAAACUUUUAAAGUCAUUGAGGGCAACUAUGUUUGGGGACAAAAAAUUGUAUUUUUCCUUGGUCAAGUUGUUAAUAUUGCACUUGCAUUGUACAAAUGUCAAUCAAUGGGUUUAUUGCCAACACAUGCAUCUGAUUGGCUUGCAUUUGUUGAGCCACAAUCAAGAAUUGAAUAUUCCGGUGGUGGAAUUAGUUAUUUAUAA
This is a messenger RNA of Aphidius gifuensis, 581 nucleotides long. It is a transcript of the gene EMC4, whose product is annotated as ER membrane protein complex subunit 4. Gene Ontology annotation, cellular component: EMC complex. Bases 57 to 581 code for a protein of 174 amino acids. The record is from RefSeq and is a predicted model, not a curated record. NCBI's taxonomy places the organism in Eukaryota, Metazoa, Arthropoda, Insecta, Hymenoptera, Braconidae. The transcript is spliced from 3 exons. Gene Ontology annotation, biological process: protein folding in endoplasmic reticulum.